Molecule: messenger RNA, 967 nt
Organism: Mustela lutreola (European mink)
Lineage: Eukaryota; Metazoa; Chordata; Mammalia; Carnivora; Mustelidae
Exons: 2
Coding region: 90-851 (253 amino acids)
Source: RefSeq, a predicted model, not a curated record
UCCAACUUUACCUUGAUAUAAAAGCCAUAGGCAGUCAGUAGAAACUGUACUUUAGAUUUUGAAUUUUGACCUUUUCCCUGGUUAGUGGUAUGCGGUGUGAUACUAGAGAUGCUGGGCAGCCAGUCAGCAGUCAGCUCCCAGGCAGCCCCGCAAUCACAAGGGCUACCCGGGGAUUCCGGGUCCCAAGGGAGAGAGCAUUGGGGGACCAGUCUGGCCCACCUGGACCGCCGGGAUCUCUGGCAUCCACCAUGAGGAGCGUCGUGGCCCUGGCGGAGGGGCGGCUCAUGACACCCUGGCCAGCGCCCCACGUCUGGCGGACUCCCAGUCCUACCCCAGAGCCCGGUACCACGACUCCUCUGUGCACUUCCCGCCAGCGCACCCCUCCGGAGGGCUCGCCCACACUCACCAGGAUGUCCAGGCGGUGCCCCACCUGGUUGAGCCCAGAGGCCGGCAUCCAGGCGGCCCGCGAGUCAGCCUCCCAGGGGACUUCCAGCGCUUCCAGCAGGCGCGCGCCAUGGAGCAGAGGAGCACCUGCCCCGCCCUCCGUAGCAGCGGGCGCCGCGCGGAGCGGGCAGGUGUUGUGUCCCAUCUGGGAGGCCUCAUUCUCGGGCUCCGAGGGCCAGCUGAAGCCCAGGCCGCGUCUUCUCUUUCGACGACAGACGUGUCCUGCAGCACCUCUCCUGGCCCCAGAAGAGUGCGUGGUGCGGCACCAGCUACCAGAUGUGGCGGACCCCUGCUGCGGCAGCGGUUGGCCCGGCCUCCUCGCUGCCCGCGUGCAAACUGUUGGAGCGGAAAGCCUGGAGCUGCCACAACACUUUCAUGGAACUCUUGCAUCGAGAAUUGCUUCAUGACCUCCUCCUCCAAGUAGGGGCCCAGCAGGCUCCGGCGGACGGAUGGACAAGCGGCCAGAGGCAAGGCCAGGUGGCAGGAGAGCGAGGAUGUCGCUGUGCAGGAGCGUCUAUUGGCA